Molecule: messenger RNA, 4856 nt
Organism: Arabidopsis thaliana (thale cress)
Lineage: Eukaryota; Viridiplantae; Streptophyta; Magnoliopsida; Brassicales; Brassicaceae
Gene: NRB4
Product: mediator of RNA polymerase II transcription subunit 15a-like protein
Exons: 11
Coding region: 274-4374 (1366 amino acids)
Biological process (GO): regulation of DNA-templated transcription; positive regulation of DNA-templated transcription
Cellular component (GO): nucleus
Molecular function (GO): chromatin DNA binding; transcription coactivator activity; transcription coregulator activity
Source: RefSeq, marked reviewed
AUUUUUUUGUUUAUUUUGAAAAAAAAAAAAACUUGUUAUAAGCGAACUGGUAGGCUCGAUUAUGAUUUACGACGCGAACAAGUUUCCUCUGUCUCUUUACCUAGAAGAUCCUAUAUUCUUCAUUCGUUUUUCGAUCAAGCUAAACCCUAAAUCCAGCUCCAAUUUCCCCUUUUUCUCCUCUGUUUUCCUAAUAUCAAGCCCUAAUCGUUGUACCAACCUUGACUCCGUCAAACGCCAAAUCUCCUUGAUUGGCUCUGAAUUUGAGAAAACUUGAUGGAUAAUAACAAUUGGAGGCCUUCUCUUCCAAACGGAGAGCCUGCCAUGGAUACAGGUGACUGGAGAACGCAAUUGCCACCUGAUUCUCGUCAGAAGAUCGUCAACAAGAUAAUGGAAACACUAAAGAAGCACCUUCCAUUUUCCGGACCAGAGGGAAUUAACGAGCUCAGGAGAAUUGCAGCUAGAUUCGAGGAGAAAAUUUUCAGCGGUGCUCUUAACCAGACUGAUUACCUUCGGAAAAUAUCAAUGAAGAUGCUGACAAUGGAGACUAAAUCACAAAAUGCAGCUGGUUCUUCCGCAGCUAUCCCUGCCGCUAAUAAUGGCACAUCCAUAGAUUCGAUACCCACCAAUCAAGGCCAACUUCUUCCAGGAUCGUUAUCAACCAAUCAAUCUCAAGCACCUCAGCCGUUGCUGUCCCAAACCAUGCAGAAUAAUACUGCCUCUGGAAUGACGGGUUCUACUGCUUUACCAUCUUCCAUGCCACCUGUUUCUUCCAUAACCAAUAAUAACACCACAAGCGUUGUGAACCAGAAUGCCAAUAUGCAAAAUGUAGCUGGAAUGUUGCAAGAUUCAUCUGGGCAGCAUGGCCUUUCCUCGAACAUGUUUUCAGGACCCCAAAGGCAGAUGCUGGGUAGGCCACAUGCUAUGUCUUCACAGCAACAACAGCAGCCAUAUCUUUACCAGCAGCAGCUACAGCAGCAACUUCUCAAGCAGAACUUCCAGUCAGGGAAUGUUCCCAAUCCCAAUUCGCUUUUGCCAUCACACAUUCAACAACAGCAGCAAAAUGUGCUGCAGCCUAAUCAACUGCAUUCAUCUCAACAACCUGGUGUUCCAACAUCUGCGACUCAGCCCUCCACUGUGAACUCAGCUCCUCUCCAAGGUCUCCACACCAAUCAGCAAUCAAGUCCGCAAUUGUCUUCUCAGCAGACGACACAAUCUAUGCUUCGUCAGCAUCAAUCGUCGAUGCUAAGGCAACAUCCGCAAUCACAACAAGCCUCUGGUAUCCAUCAGCAGCAAUCUUCAUUGCCGCAACAAUCAAUUUCUCCUCUACAGCAGCAGCCUACACAAUUAAUGCGGCAACAAGCUGCAAAUAGCUCAGGCAUCCAACAGAAGCAGAUGAUGGGGCAGCAUGUUGUUGGGGAUAUGCAGCAGCAACAUCAGCAAAGGUUACUGAACCAACAAAAUAAUGUUAUGAACAUACAACAGCAGCAGUCGCAGCAGCAACCACUGCAGCAGCCACAGCAACAGCAGAAACAGCAGCCACCGGCCCAGCAGCAGUUGAUGUCUCAACAAAACAGCCUCCAGGCAACGCAUCAGAACCCACUGGGCACUCAAAGCAAUGUUGCAGGAUUGCAGCAACCACAACAACAGAUGCUCAAUUCCCAGGUUGGCAAUUCGAGUUUGCAGAAUAACCAGCACUCGGUGCACAUGUUAUCACAACCAACGGUUGGGCUGCAACGAACACAUCAGGCUGGCCAUGGCUUGUAUUCUUCUCAGGGACAACAGUCACAAAAUCAGCCAUCACAACAGCAGAUGAUGCCACAGCUUCAAUCGCAUCAUCAGCAGCUGGGUUUGCAACAACAACCUAAUCUGCUACAACAGGAUGUGCAACAAAGGCUACAAGCUUCAGGCCAAGUCACUGGUUCCCUGCUUCCACCUCAAAAUGUUGUGGACCAACAGAGACAACUAUAUCAAUCCCAAAGAACCCUUCCGGAGAUGCCAUCAUCAUCGCUGGAUUCGACAGCACAGACGGAAAGUGCAAAUGGAGGUGAUUGGCAAGAGGAGGUUUACCAAAAGAUCAAAUCUAUGAAAGAGACUUACUUACCAGAUCUGAAUGAAAUCUACCAGAGAGUUGCAGCAAAGUUGCAGCAAGAUUCUAUGCCACAGCAACAAAGAUCAGAUCAGCUUGAGAAACUGAGACAAUUCAAAACAAUGUUGGAGCGAAUGAUACAAUUUCUAUCUGUUUCAAAGAGCAACAUCAUGCCCGCAUUAAAAGAUAAGGUGGCUUAUUAUGAGAAGCAGAUUAUAGGUUUCUUAAAUAUGCACAGGCCGAGGAAGCCAGUACAGCAAGGGCAGCUUCCGCAAUCUCAGAUGCAGCCUAUGCAGCAACCACAAUCUCAGACAGUUCAAGAUCAAUCCCAUGAUAACCAAACAAAUCCGCAGAUGCAAUCAAUGAGCAUGCAGGGUGCUGGGCCAAGGGCACAACAGAGUAGUAUGACAAAUAUGCAGAGCAAUGUUCUAUCAUCUCGUCCUGGAGUUUCAGCUCCACAGCAGAACAUUCCCAGUUCCAUACCGGCUUCUAGUUUAGAAUCAGGCCAAGGAAAUACCUUGAACAAUGGACAGCAGGUUGCCAUGGGAUCUAUGCAACAAAAUACUUCUCAACUAGUAAAUAACAGUUCUGCCUCUGCUCAAAGUGGGUUGAGCACACUGCAGUCGAAUGUGAAUCAACCCCAGUUAAGUUCCAGUUUGCUUCAGCAUCAGCACCUCAAGCAACAGCAAGAUCAACAAAUGCAGCUCAAACAGCAAUUUCAACAGCGCCAGAUGCAACAGCAACAGUUGCAAGCAAGACAGCAACAGCAACAGCAACAGUUGCAAGCAAGACAGCAAGCGGCACAAUUACAGCAGAUGAAUGAUAUGAAUGAUUUAACAUCGAGGCAGGGGAUGAAUGUCAGUCGUGGGAUGUUUCAGCAACAUUCUAUGCAGGGUCAGCGUGCGAAUUAUCCUCUUCAACAGUUAAAACCAGGAGCUGUUUCGUCGCCUCAACUUCUGCAAGGUGCAUCUCCUCAGAUGUCACAACAUUUGUCUCCUCAGGUUGACCAGAAAAAUACUGUCAACAAGAUGGGAACUCCAUUGCAACCUGCAAAUUCCCCUUUUGUUGUCCCAUCUCCUUCUUCAACCCCCUUGGCUCCGUCCCCUAUGCAAGUUGACUCUGAGAAACCUGGUUCUUCUUCGUUGUCAAUGGGAAAUAUUGCACGCCAACAAGCAACCGGCAUGCAAGGUGUAGUUCAGUCCCUAGCAAUUGGCACUCCAGGGAUCUCUGCCUCUCCUCUCCUUCAGGAGUUUACUAGUCCUGAUGGGAAUAUUUUAAAUUCUUCGACAAUUACAUCUGGAAAACCGAGUGCUACUGAGCUGCCUAUUGAACGCCUUAUUAGAGCCGUGAAGUCCAUCUCACCACAAGCCCUUUCUUCUGCAGUAAGUGACAUCGGAUCUGUUGUAAGCAUGGUUGAUCGGAUAGCUGGUUCAGCACCAGGAAACGGUUCAAGAGCUUCCGUUGGUGAAGACUUGGUUGCAAUGACUAAGUGCCGUCUCCAAGCAAGAAACUUCAUGACCCAAGAGGGAAUGAUGGCGACUAAGAAAAUGAAGCGUCACACAACCGCAAUGCCACUAAGCGUUGCUUCACUGGGAGGAAGUGUUGGUGAUAACUACAAGCAGUUUGCUGGUUCAGAAACAUCCGAUCUAGAAUCUACUGCGACUUCGGAUGGCAAGAAGGCAAGAACUGAGACCGAGCAUGCCCUUUUGGAGGAAAUAAAGGAAAUAAACCAGCGGCUGAUAGAUACAGUUGUUGAGAUAAGUGAUGAUGAAGAUGCUGCUGAUCCUAGUGAGGUUGCAAUAUCAAGCAUAGGGUGUGAAGGAACAACAGUUAGAUUCUCGUUUAUAGCUGUUUCUCUCAGCCCAGCCUUGAAGGCUCAUCUCUCAUCAACACAAAUGUCUCCUAUUCAACCAUUGCGUCUGCUGGUUCCUUGUAGCUACCCCAAUGGCUCUCCAUCUCUUCUAGAUAAACUCCCGGUCGAAACCAGGUACAAGCAAAUCCUUCAGUCUCAAGUAAAUAGAACCAUAGAUUUUCCGUACCGAGUCGAGCAAACUUCUACGAUACAGUUAAAAUCUUCACAAGAAUCAUCUACUAGAAACCCUUUAUUAGAAACUGCGUUAUCUUCUUACCGUAACACGGUCUGGUUUCUUGAACAGCAAAGAAAACGAGGACCUGUCGUCCAAAGCUAUGGCAAGGUUCAACAUAUUGCUAAGAAGUUUGUCACAGCCGAUGUCGCUCAAAGACAUAGCCAAGACAUGGGACGCCUGUGCUCGGGCAGUGAUCUGUGAGUACGCACAGCAAUUUGGCGGUGGAACUUUCAGCUCAAAAUACGGCACUUGGGAGAAAUAUGUAGCAGCUUCCUGAAUCUGACGGAUCUCUCUCGUCUUCAAUAGCAGCUCUGUGAUUCACUUGCAGGUUCAUGUCAAAACUAAAGAAAAAAAGCCAAAAAGUUUUUUCCUCACUUUUUGUUGUAUAGUAUAAGUUGUUUUCCCACACACGUGAUUGGGAUUUUUUGUUAUCUGUUUGCAAAAGCUUAUGCUAUAUUAUUGAAUAUAUUUAAAUAAUAUUAUUUUAACUUUAUUGUAUGUAUUUUGUGAAUCUUGUUAGUAUAUUCGUCAUUUUCUUCUAAUUCUGAAGUGCAAUUACCCCUUUUUUGGGGUCUUGCUGAAUGUUGUAUUUUGAGAUUUGUUGUAAUACGCAUUUUGAGAUCGUUCAGAAGAGUUUCAACUUCUUUACUCUGUUCAGUUGUCACAAUAAAAUGGCUGUUUGA